CGAUUAAUUGGCGCGCGAGUAAACAUAUGUAUUUACUAUUAAUUUGCAACAAAAACAUAUCGGGCGCGUGCGUACAGAGAGCUCGUGCCUAUUAUUAACUACCAUACGACAGUUACAACUUGGACGUGGACCGAUAAACUUGUGAUGGACUCGAAGGAAAAUCGCGUCAAGUUGAUUACGAAUCCUCGAAGCCGCCGAAUCGAAAUCGCACCGAUAUCAGUACCAUUGGAGCAGCCGCAGCAGCAGCGGCAGCACAGCAUCAUUUGCGCGGGCAGUGGUUUGAAUUAUCGCAGCUUCCGCGAGGACGAGUCCUUGGCGUCGCUCGAGUCGACGAUACUGGCCGGUAGUCUGACGAUCAACGACCGCAACUGCGAGGAGGACGAGGACAAAGACGACGAGGAGGAGGAGGAGGACGAGUACGACGGGGAGUACAGCAACAAUUCGUAUCGGAAUACGAGGAGGCGAUCGAGAGCCAAGGACGGAUUGACGACCGUCAUGGAGGUCGACGAAAACAACAACAACCCCGGCGCGGUAAACCGCAAUAACCAGAUGAACGCUGACAGAUCACUGAUGGAGAGCAGCUCGGUGCUGGUCGAGGACGAGAAUCUGCUCAACGUCAACAUCGACGCGAUCUCGGCGAGCGAGUUGCCGGCCAGCGCCAGUCCCAUGAACGACGACGUGUUCUUCUCGCCGGCCAAGAGCAGCCCCUUAUACAAGAGUCCCCUGGACGACGACGAUAACAAUGACUCGGCGAUCACGGGUGGUUCCUCGAACAACGACGACGACAAGUCUCCGGCAGCCACCGCCACCACCUGCAUCGAAAAGAACAAAGACAAGUUCGAGCUCAGGGUUUAUCGGGAUCACGCGACCUUUGGCAACAAAUUAUCGCCGAUCGUCAGCUGCCCCAAGCACGUCUCGAUCGCGGCGAACACCACCACCGCCAAGUCGGAAAAACAACGCUCCAAGCAGCAGCAGCAGCAGCAGCAGCAGCCGCGCGCCGCCAGCCGCUUCGUCUCGAUCAGUCACGUAGGCGGUCACGGCGCGUCCUCGUGCUGCAGCGGCAGCAGCAGCAGCAGCAGCACGUUCAACUACAACACGACGAGCGGCGACAGCGGAGUGGGCGACGAGCGCACCGGCGCCUACAUACAGCUCAUCGUCGAGGACUUCAACAAGGACGUGACCAAGCACGCGCACUCGACGCCCAACGAGGACGAGCCAGCGUGCUCGACGACGGAGAAACAGCAGCAGGAACAGUCGAAGAGUCCGGCGAUAGUCGUGACCGAUGCAUCGUCGUCGAGCAGCGUCCGCAAGUCGACCAAGAUACCGCAGCUGAAGAUGCAGAGCAUGGCCAACAGCAGCCUGUACAGGCGUCGCGUCACUCGCCUGACUCAGCACUUCGAGGAGGUGAUCAAGGGCAAGGGUCAGCAGCCGGCCAAAAAGGAGCUCCUCGUGCAGCCGGGCAAACUCGGCGGCGCGCCUUCCUUCGUCGCCAACAAGUCGGUCAGGAGUCCGAGCUAUCAGUCGCGCGAGGCUCAGAAGCUCCUCAGGACGUCCAAGAAUCGCAGCAAGAUAAGCUUCGCCCUCUCGCCCAUCAAGACGAAGCAUCACGUCAAUUUCACGACGGCGCGCUUCAAUCGCACGCGCCCGUCCUCCUGCUCGGACUGCAGCAGCGGUGCUCAGGACGCGACCUCGGCCAGCUUCAACGCGUGCAGUACCGGGGGCGGCAGCUACAACUGCCUCGUCACGAGCUGCAGCGACGUCACUCAGUCGUCCUCCUUGUGCGGCUCGUACACGGUGAAUCGGCGCUCGCACUCGGCCAGCGACGCCACCCCGUCGUCGAUCGAGCAGAGCCGCCUGCAGCGGGCCAUCGACAACAAGUGCAUCAACGUGCGACGUCGCCAGCUCACCCCGUACUACGUCAGGCCCGUGCUGCUCAAUCAGCAGCAGCAGCAACAGCAGCCGCAGCAGCAGCAGCAGCAGCGAACGCGUCUGCACGCCAACAGUCCCGGUAACAAGACCAUCUCCAAGAUCGUGAAGAGAAAGUCGAUCGGCUACGUGAGCUCGCCCAUCAAGGCCCAGGUGAAGCCGGUCAAGGAGCUCAGAAAGAUGUUCUCGCCGUCGUACAAUCACACGCUGGCGCAGAAAAACGAGGGGCUGAAAAAAGUUAGAAACUUGUUGGAACCCAACGUGCCGGUGAUCAGCAUUUCGAAAAGUUGAAUCGAACGCGCGAUUCGUUCGACUCGACGCCACCGCCGCCCCUCUCGUUGUUUUAAUUAUAAAAAUUAAAUAUAAUUGUUUCCUCGCUCAGCCGCGCUCGGCAAAUAUUUUUUCGAAACUGAGCAUUUUCAUUAUGUACGUAGUUAUAAGUGUUUUUAUCUAAGAAUGAUUGUGUUGUUGUUUUUAUAUUUAUGAUGAUACGUCUUUUUUCUGAAAAAAAAAAAAUAUUAUUAUUUGUUUCAUUCAUGUGGUUGUGUAACAAUAAUCGAUUGCUGGCCAAUCGGGAUACACCAGAAAAGAAAAAGAAAUCCAUGUAAACGUUGCAUUUUUAUUUUAAAUUAAAAACGACUAUUGAUGA
Messenger RNA from Trichogramma pretiosum, 2575 nucleotides. RefSeq lists its product as uncharacterized. NCBI's taxonomy places the organism in Eukaryota, Metazoa, Arthropoda, Insecta, Hymenoptera, Trichogrammatidae. The transcript is spliced from 4 exons. Bases 145 to 2217 code for a protein of 690 amino acids. The record is from RefSeq and is a predicted model, not a curated record.